Chinchilla lanigera (long-tailed chinchilla) is the source of this 984-nucleotide messenger RNA. RefSeq names its product olfactory receptor 9K2-like. The record is from RefSeq and is a predicted model, not a curated record. Gene Ontology annotation, cellular component: membrane. Lineage: Eukaryota; Metazoa; Chordata; Mammalia; Rodentia; Chinchillidae. Gene Ontology annotation, molecular function: olfactory receptor activity; G protein-coupled receptor activity; odorant binding. Gene Ontology annotation, biological process: G protein-coupled receptor signaling pathway.
CACGUGUUUAUUUUGCCUUGUGCCUCUCAUCAGGUCUCUUCCAUGGGUGACAGGGGAACAAGCAAUCACUCAGAAACGACUGACUUCAUUCUUGUAGGCUUCAGGGUCCGCCCUGAACUCCCUAUUUUUAUUUUCCUGAUAUUUUUACUUAUCUAUGCCGUGAUCAUUUUAGGCAAUGUUGGGAUGAUGACCAUUAUUACAACGGAUCCCCAGCUGAACACACCGAUGUACUUCUUCCUAGGCAACCUCUCCUUUAUUGAUCUCUUUUAUUCAUCUGUUAUUGCACCCAAAGCGAUGAGCACCUUCUGGUCUGAGAGCAAGUCCAUCUCCUUUGCAGGCUGUGUGGCGCAGCUCUUUCUCUUCGCGCUCUUCAUUGUGACUGAGGGAUUUCUCUUGGCGGCCAUGGCCUAUGACCGCUUCAUCGCCAUCUGUAACCCACUCCUCUAUUCUGUUCAGAUGUCAACGCGGCUCUGCACUCAGCUGGUGGCUGGGUCCUAUUUUGGUGGCUGCAUCAGCUCAGUUCUUCAGUCCAGCAUGACAUUUACUUUAUCUUUUUGUGCUUCUCGGACUGUUGACCACUUCUACUGUGAUAGUCGCCCACAAAGACUAUCGUGUUCUGACAUUUUUAUCCAAAAAAUAGUAUCUUUCUCCUUAUCCAGCAUCAUUAUCUUGCCUACUAUCAUAGUCAUUAUAAUUUCAUACAUAUACAUUGUGUCCACAGUUCUAAAGAUGCGCUCCGCGGAGGGACGCAAAAAAGCCUUCUCCACUUGCAGCUCUCACCUGGGAGUUGUGAGUGUGCUGUAUGGCGCUGUCUUUUUUAUGUAUCUCACCCCAGACAGAUAUCCUGAACUCAGCAAAGUGGCCUCCUUAUGUUAUUCCCUAGUCACACCUAUGUUAAACCCUUUGAUUUAUUCUCUGAGAAACAAGGAUGUCAAAGAGGCUCUGAAAAAACUGCUAGAGAAGAAACAUACUAUUCUCUAUUAA